UCUAUUUUUGCCAUCGAAAUUUCUUCCUCCACCAAAUGGCUCGAAAGUCAAUGUUUAAAAUAAACCUAAUGCUCUAGCAGCGUCGAGAGAGUUCCUUCUUAUACCUUUUUAAUACCGCACCAGCGCUGCAGAGUGAUCAUUCAACAAUCAAGUGCUUUACAGUAUCGAGUUUUACUGUGUCUGGGAGGUACUCUGUGAUUCACAGAUCAUUUUCAAAUUUAUAAGAAAUAACAAGCAAUCAUGACGAUAUCAGAUUCAUCAAGAAAAUUGACUCCUCAAGAAUGGAAGGAGAAAGGAAACGAGGAAUUUAAUAAAGGCAAUUGGUUCGAAGCUCUAAGAUGUUAUACUUCGGCAUUGAAUCUUACAAAAGAAGAAAAUGUGGAUAAAGCAAUUUAUUUCAAAAAUCGUGCUGCUGCCUACUUGAAGCAAGGUGAUUAUGGCAAUGUGAUUAAAGAUUGCGACUCCGCUUUGAAGAUAUGUCCAAACGAUCCAAAAGCAUUAUUUCGCCGCUGUCAAGCUCUCGAUGCUUUGCAAAGAUACGAGGAAGCAUAUCGAGAUGCAGCAAAAGUAGUUUCUCUUGAUCCAAAUAACAAAGCUAUUCAGCCAAUCAUUGCUCGCCUGUUUGAGAUAGUACAGGAACGUAACAGAGAAAAUUCCCGUGUGAAUGCUAAGGUAGCACAAAUGUUUGAAGUUGCGUUUGACAUAAGUAAGGAUAAAGAACAUCGUGAAUCUGGAAUGAACAAUCUUCUUGUACUUGCAAAAGAAAGAGCUGGUGCAGAAGUUAUGUUCAAGGAAGGAAUUGUGUCAAAAAUAAUGAAACUACUGAAAAUUGAGAAAAAUGAAGAGAUACUAAUUACUGCAAUACGUAUCGUAGCAGAAUUAUGCAAAAACAACGCGGACAGGCAGACUCAGAUUAUAAAGGAACUGGGCCUUCCCUGGUUUUUGGAAAUGAUUAACAGUAAGAAUCAAGAAAGGGUUAAUGCUGCUCAAUAUUGCAUGCAGAUCAUUCUUAACACAUAUAGCGGGUUGGAGAACAAACCUGACUCAAAACCAGAUGAAAAAAUGUGUGUACGCUUCAAAGCUGAAAUUGACACAUUGCUUACUUGUUUAGUGUACAGUGUAACAAGUCGUGUAAUAUCUGGACAAGCUCGUGAUGCCAUUAUAGAAUUAAUUAUACGCAAUGUUCACUAUACCACAUUAAACUGGGCAGAAAGACUCGUAGAGAUUCAUGGCUUACAUCGUCUGAUGGAAGUAGCUAGUGAGCUCGAAGAAUAUAAAUAUGAAUCUGCCAUGGAAAUAACAUCAUCAACCCGCACCGUUACCAGUGUGUGCUUGGCACGCAUUUAUGAAAACAUGUACUAUGAUGCUGCAAAGGAAAAAUUUACGAAUGCUAUUGAUGAAUUCAUCAAAGAUAAACUGCUGACACCAGAUAUAGAGUCAAAGGUUCGAGUUAUCGUUGCCUUGACCACUUUAUUGUUGGGUCCGCUAGAUGUUGGAAAUGCAUUUCUGGCAAAGGAAGGAAUUAUGGAGAUGAUUCUUGUAAUGGCAGGAACCGACGAUCCACUACAACAGAAAGUUGCUUGCGAAUGUAUUAUUGCUGCAGCUUCGAAAAAGGACAAAGCAACAGCGAUCAUAUCUCAAGGUGUAAAUAUACUGAAGAAAUUAUAUCACUCAAAGGACGAUUCAAUUCGCGUAAGAGCGCUAGUGGGUUUGUGCAAAUUGGGUGGUUCUGGUGGAACAGACGCGACUUUUAGACCAUUCGCAGACGGGGCGACGAAAAAGCUGGCUGAAGCUUGUCGGAAGUUUCUGGUUAAUCCUAACAAACAAAACGACAUGAGCAAGUGGGCAGUGGAAGGACUUUCUUAUCUUACUUUCGACGCAGAAGUGAAAGAGAAAUUAAUUGAGGACAAGGAAGCCAUUCAAGCAAUGAUAGAUCUUGCAAAAACUGGUGAUCAAUCGGUCAUUUAUGGCGUAGUCACUACUUUGGUUAAUCUCUGUAAUGCAUAUGACAAGCAGGAAAUGUUACCAGAGAUGGUUGAGUUGGCAAAGUUUGCCAAACAUCAUAUACCGGAAGAGCACGAAUUUGACGACCCAGACUUCGUUAAUAAAAGACUUCUUACUUUGGCCAAAGCGGGAGUGACCAGUGCAUUAGUUAGCCUGUCAAAGACGGAAAGUGAAAACAGCAAAGAACUUAUAGCGAGAGUGUUCAAUGCAAUUUGCAGUCAGCACGAAGUUCGUGGAAUUGUUGUGCAGCAAGGUGGUGCGAAGGCUCUUUUACCUUUGGCCCUACAAGGUACAGACAAGGGGAAGAAACAAGCUGCGCAGGCACUCGCUCGGAUUGGAAUCACCAUAAAUCCAGAGGUAGCAUUCCCUGGACAAAGGAUGAUGGAAGUGGUACGACCUUUUGUUAAUCUCCUCAAACCGGAAUGUUCUGCCUUGGAGAACUUUGAAUCUUUAAUGGCACUGUGUAAUUUAGCUGGUGUAAGUGAAAGUGUGAGGCAGCGAAUUAUAAAAGAAGGAGCGUUUCCCAAAAUCGAAGCAUACAUGUUCGAGGAGCAUGUUAUGCUGAAACGUGCAGCAACGCAGGCUGUCAACAAUCUAGUCAUGUCUGAUAGCAUUGUCUCCUUAUUUGAGGAUGAGAACGAUAGGUUAAAAUAUAUUCUAAUUCUUUGCCAAGAAGAGGACGAAGAAACGAGUGUAGCUGCUAGUGGCACAUUAGCCAUGUUGACUUCAGCAAGUCAGAAGAUUUGCAAAAAGAUCCUUGACAUCAAAGUGUGGUUAGAAUGCUUCAAAUUUUUAAUUGCCAAUCCAAAUCCAGAUAUCCAGCAUCGAGGAGUUUUUGCAAUACUAAAUACAAUAAAUAGUUCUAUGGAAAAUGCUUCCAAAAUCGUCGAGACAGACAUUCUGGAAAUUCUAAUGGCACUAACAAAAAGUGACACGGUGCAAAAUAAGAAAGUUAUUGAAUUGGCAAAUGAAGCGUUAAAAGCUGCUGCAAAGUGGAAUCUUAUUAAAGAAAAUGUUGAUGAUCUACAGGCACCACUUGCAGAGACAACAGCUUCUGUUGACUGAUUAAAUUAGCUUUAAAUUCAUUACUGGUUCAAUAUAUAUUCAAAAUCUGUUAAAUGAGAAGUUUCCGGUUUUUGAAUUCUGACUAUAAAAAUAAUAAAACUUGUUCCACGAUAGGAUCAAAUGUAAUAACUAGCAGAACAAGAAAUCGUGUGUUAUAGACUGAUUGAACAUUUAUUGCAACUAAUAUAUAUAUAUAUACACAAUUUUUAUAUUUACAGUAUUAGAACCAUGACUGUUUAGUAAGUCAAGUGCCUUAUCGAAUUCUGUAUUCGCAUCGACAUACUUUGAUUUUUAAUAUAGUCUAUUGUAUAUUUUUUUCUUAAUAUGGCUUCAAUUGAUUGUGCCAAAAUAAUGCAGUUAUUUAUAAUUUAUAAUGUAUGGCUACGUAUUUUACCGUAGUGCUAAUAAAAUAUAUUCUUCAUAUUA
Orussus abietinus is the source of this 3495-nucleotide messenger RNA. It is a transcript of the gene unc-45, whose product is annotated as protein unc-45 homolog B. The transcript has 5 exons. The record is from RefSeq and is a predicted model, not a curated record. Gene Ontology annotation, molecular function: Hsp90 protein binding. NCBI's taxonomy places the organism in Eukaryota, Metazoa, Arthropoda, Insecta, Hymenoptera, Orussidae. The coding region runs from base 241 to 3069 and encodes 942 amino acids.